Messenger RNA from Dendronephthya gigantea, 2561 nucleotides. Its product is annotated as transforming growth factor beta regulator 1-like. The record is from RefSeq and is a predicted model, not a curated record. Lineage: Eukaryota; Metazoa; Cnidaria; Anthozoa; Malacalcyonacea; Nephtheidae. The transcript has 13 exons. Gene Ontology annotation, cellular component: nucleus. The coding region runs from base 176 to 1873 and encodes 565 amino acids. Gene Ontology annotation, biological process: regulation of cell cycle.
CAUGAAGUACUUCAAAAUAAAUGAAGAUUGAAGAAGAAAAAUAAAAAACUUUUAAAAUGUAAUUUGUGGAAAUUUUAAUUCGUUCGAUUGUUUUGCAGUUAUUAUCAGUGAUGGAUUAUGAGUUUUAGGCAGAACUCUACUGCUGUUAUAAAGAAUUUUGGCUAAAAGAUAAAAUAUGGCGUUAAACAGCGGACCUUCUUCGUCACACAAUGUGACACCACCUUUACCAUUUUUAUCAAUGUCAAAUGGAGAAGAUUUGGGGUCGAAUAACUUAUUUCCAUCCUUGUCACACGUGAACAAUGAUGUUAGUAAUACAAUGGAUACUUUGCCUGUUAUUGCUUCUAGCGAGGAGCAAAAUUCAUCGCCAGUUCACAUGAACCAAACAAAGCAAGAUGAGAUGUAUCCUAAGCCUAAGGCUGUUGUUGAGCCACCAAAGAGAAUGCCUGGACAUCAUCAUUCACACACAAGAGAAUUAAAUCUCAUAAAAUAUAAGAAGAAGUAUCAACGUUUAAAGAAACUUGUCAAAAGACUGAUAUUUGAGAAUGCUGCAAUUGCAGAUGAGAUAGUGCAAACAGAUGCUAAGUUUCAACGUGCAAAAGUGGAACGAAAGUUCUUACUGAAACAGUUGUUGGAGUAUCAUUCAAUGCCCCGUGAACCACUUCCACCUCCAAUGCAAACCUUUAUCCCACCACCUCCUCCUGAGAUCCUAGUCCACCCUUCACCCGAAAUCCAAUUACCUCCAACUAUUCAACAGUCGGCAAAACCAAAAGCAAUAAAAGUCCGCAUCAAAAAAGUCGCCCCACCAGCGAAAUCCAAGAAAGAAACUGAAGUCACUGUUGCUGCUACAAAAGGGACCAUACAUGUGGAAGAAACAAAAUCUAAUGAAGCAAGUACUUCGCCCCAGGACGCCAAGGGCGACCCUCCAGUUAAACCAAAGCGGAAGAAACCAGGAACUGCAAUAAAAAGAAAAGUUCAGCCAAUACCAGUGGACGCAAAGGGUAAACCUGUGUUUCCAAUUGUUCUUGGCGGAUUAACAGUUCAUAGUUUGGGUGAUAUUGUUUGGGAUCGACCUGGUUUUCAUUCGGAGCGAUACAUCUGGCCAGUCGGUUUCUGUAGCUCACGGUAUUACCCAAGUAUGAAAACACCAGACAUGAAGUGUAUCUACACGUGUAAAAUUUUAGAUGGUGGUUAUGGACCUACGUUUGUCAUGUCUCCUGAAGAUGACUCUGAAAACUCAAUCGAGGCUUCGUCUGCUACAGCUUGCCACUGUGUUGUAUUAAAGGCAAUAAAUAAAGCAAGAGGAAAAGAAGCUACUAACACAGGCUCCGGUCCAGAAUUCUUUGGAUUCUCCCAUCCUACGAUCCAGUAUCUUUUACAGAGUUUGCCCAAUGCUCGUAAAUGUGCCAAGUACCAAUGGGUGAAGUUUGAGCUGCCAAAAGGCAAAACAUCAGGAAAAUUAGGGUCCAACUCCGCACCAAAUGACGAUGGCGUAACUAGCAGCGAUCAGCAGGAACGCACGCAGACAAAUUUCGAUUCCGAAGAAAUGUUCAAAGAAUCUUCAAUGGACGAGUCUUCUCCAAAUACGAUGCGCAACUUAACGUUGACAAGUGCAGCGUCGAAUAUUUCCGAAGUGCCUUCGCCUGGAUUUGACAGUGACAUGCUUGGAUUCCAACUCAAGUCGACAAGCGGCGAUCCAAGUCUAGAUCUAGGAACACCAAUAUCACCUCCGCAAAGUAGCCUUUCAUCCCCACUACAGCUGUCACCAAAAAUGAACGCAAGCACAAUGUCUCCAUCAGCCAGUUCUCAACCAUCUUUCAUCAUUCCACCGAGUUCUCCGUUAUUUCAUUUCGACGACGACGGAUUACCUGAUUGACGAAUAUCCUGCUGCAUGAGGGGGAUGAAUUCAUACAACCAACGAAGUUAGGAAAUAACAAUCUAGACUGAGGGAGUGGAAACUCUUAAUUCUUUCCCUACCGUGUCAUUGUCAUGCAUUCUAUAUACGAGUCUAUCUGCUGUAACUGUUUUGUAUAGAAGCUAAUGAUUGAAAAUAGUUUUCAAUUCUUACAAUCAACUUUCGCUUAUCAUGCGAUGCCAUUAGAUAGUUUAAGCGAUUAAGCAUAUAAGUUUUUUGGAAUAUCAGAAAACUUGUAAGUUGUUGACGUUAGCGAAAAAUGUGGGAUUAUUUUUCACACUUUUCCACCAAAAUGUGUGGAAAGCAUGUCAGUGGUAGUUUACAACAGAUUUUGCUGUAAACUAUCAGUUUAAUUUCACAGCAGAAAAAAAUACGAUAUUGCUUAAGUCUCGAGCUCUCUCUCUGCUUAAUAAAACAGAUGUCCCAUAAACUAUCGACAUCGGCAAUAAAGGUUACAAUAACACAUAGCAGAGAAUAGUGUCAAUGGAUAACCCAGCACCUUUGCUAUGCCGUAUAGUUGCAUGAUUCAGGCCGAAUGCAUUGCUUUUGAAAAUAUGUAUCUCAAUAUCCCAGACAUGAAUUACUUCCCUCAUCCAAUGAGGAAGCGUUAAUGAGAGGAUUCGAAAGUAGCGUUGUUGUUUUUUUCCUC